CAUGCUCUCAAAGAAACAGGCUCUCAGCGGCCUCCCUCACCUGCAGCCCUGUCACUUCGCAGACCAGCGUCCUCACCACUGCUCAGGCGCAUCCGGCACCCCAUGACCAGGUGAUCCUCCCCGCCCAGAGCAAUGGAGCAAAAUGCCUCGUCCCGUGUGGACUCGGAGUUUCGAUACACCCUCUUUCCGAUUGCUUACAGCGUCAUCUUUGUCCUGGGGGUGGUUGCCAAUGGCUACGUGCUGUGGGUCUUUGCCCGCCUGUACCCUUCCAAGAAACUAAACGAGAUAAAGAUCUUCAUGGUGAACCUCACCAUGGCGGACCUGCUCUUCCUGAUCACCCUCCCUCUGUGGAUUGUCUACUAUUACAACGAGGGCAACUGGAUUCUCCCCAAGUUCCUGUGCAACCUGGCCGGCUGCUUCUUCUUCAUCAACACCUACUGCAGCGUGGCCUUCCUGGGCGUCAUCACUUACAACCGUUACCAGGCGGUGGCCCAUCCCAUCAAGACUGCUCAGGCCACUACCCGCAAGCGCGGCAUCUCUCUGUCCCUGGUCAUCUGGAUCUCCAUCACGGCUACCGCCUCCUACUUCCUGGCCACAGACUCCACCAACCUAGUGCCCAAAAAGGACGGCUCGGACAACAUCACCCGCUGCUUUGAGCAUUACGAGCCACGCAGUGUGCCCAUCCUUGUGGUCCACGUCUUCAUCGCCUUCUGUUUCUUCCUCGUCUUCUUCCUUAUCCUCUACUGCAACCUGGUCAUCAUCCACACGCUGCUCACGAGGCCCGUGCGGCAGCAGCGCAAAGCGGAGGUGAAGCGCCGGGCGCUGUGGAUGGUCUGCACCGUCCUGGCGGUCUUUGUCAUCUGCUUCGUGCCCCACCAUAUGGUCCAGCUGCCCUGGACCCUGGCAGAGUUGGGCUACCAGACCAACUUCCACCAGGCCAUUAACGAUGCCCACCAGAUCACGCUGUGCCUCCUCAGCACCAACUGCGUCUUAGAUCCUGUCAUCUACUGUUUUCUUACCAAGAAGUUCCGAAAGUACCUCAGCGAAAAGCUUUACAGCAUUCGCAGUAGCCGGAAGUGCUCCAGGGCCACUACUGACACUACCGAGGUGAUGGUGCCGGCCAACCAGACCCCUGUCCUGUCCCUGAAAAAUUAAGCUCUGCUUGUUCAAGUCAGACUCAGGGUCUUCUCUUCCAUGGGCCUCAGAGACUGAGCUGGGAGGUGAGCGGUCUCUGCCUGUGGCUAACCCCUCCUUGGCCCCCGGGGGACAGCAGUGGCAGGCUGCUGGAAAAUACAGACCCUGAAUGCUCCUUUUCACCCAUCUUUGGGUUAACACUAGUCCAGAGCUUCAGAAUCUGACGUCCCUGCGAGGGUCAGGCCUUGGCAGGUAGACUGGGAGCUGCCCAGCUCAUCCAGCUGCGGUAGCAACCCUCAAGUUUGGGUACAACAUCUUUGUGACCUUCCUGGAGGAAGCGGUUUGGUGGAACUAUCUAAUCUCAGAAUCCAACCAGAGGAGAUAAACACAGAAGCUGACCAGAAGCUAGGACGGGAGCCUGUUUGCUGAGGCAGCCGAGUGAGUGCUGAGUGGAAGAGAGAGGCUGCACUUCCCACGUCCAGCAGGCAGCAGCUUCUUCUGAGGACGCCUCUGGACACCUGCUGGCGAUUUUUGGCAAUCCAUCGUGGCAAGGAAAGGCCGGGCAGGGCCGGGCAGCUCAGAUUGUGGCGGCAGGAGCGCACAGAGGUUAUUCACGCGGCCCAGAGCCAAGAAGCAAGACUGCACAUUAACCAGGGGAUGAGGUUACAACCGUCGGAGGCUAGCCCCCAGCCACCUUCCUCUACAGCCAGGUCCUACCUCCUAAAGGCUCCACCGUCUCCCACAUGAACACCCCUCGCAGGGGUGAACAUGGAGAGAAUGGUUCCGGCCAGGGAGAUGGCCCAUCCGGUAGAGGCACUUGCCGCCAACACUGCCAAUCAGAGUUUGAUCCCAGAACCCACGUGGUGGAAAGAGAACAGACGACUUCUGCAAGUUGUCCUUUGACCUCUUCUUGGACACUGUGGCACACGCCACACAGUGCCCCGCCUCCCGUCUACAUGUAAAGAAAUUAAUAUAACAAAGCAAAAUGAAGGCGGCUCUAGGGAGUUUACAUGCAAUGGUGUAUUCUGAAUACAACAAUACACUAUUACAUUUAAGGGAGAGCAGCUCUUGCCCUGUGAGAGCUAUUUAGAAACCUCAGACUCAGAACUCUGAGGAGCUCUUCCUGGUUUUGAAAGGGUUAGACUAACUUUGUAACCUGUAUGUCUUCUAAAGCCUAUAGUUUUGAGUUUUAGGUUCAGGUUAAGCUAAAGCCUCUUAGUACCUUUCCAGAGAAUGGAAAAAUAUGACCCUAUCUAUGAGGACAGAUAGAAAAAAAGGCAAGCAAGCAAUGACCUUCAACAAAAAGAAAAACUCCUGUCUUUGAGGUAGCAUUUCUUAGCAACGAACCCAGACUUCUUCUGAGUAGCUUUUGACCUGCAGCCAAAAGUCCAAAGCCCCUAAUCUUCAAGGAUGAGCUAACCACCCCACCUUCAAUUGCAGCUGCAUCCACACUUGGCAGGACUGGCCAAGCUUGAGCACCUAAGACUAACCAAUUAUCUUACUUUAUAGCUUCCUCAUCCAAUCCUAAAUUGCCAAGACUGCAACUUCAAAUCUCCCGCAAUUUUUCUUUUAAAAACCUAAAGGCCUUUGUCUCCCGGUGCCACUCUUUGCUGACCAGCAGGGGUGACCCCAUUGCGCAAUGGUUAAUAAACCUCUUGCUUUUGCAACAAGUCGUGGUCUGGGGGAGUUUCUGGGAAGGGCGCGAUCUUGAACUCCUGAGCUGUGAGACCCCAGGUCUUACAUUUUCCUGAGCCUUGUGCUCAGGAAAAAAAAAAUGUUUGUGCCAGGCAGUGAUGGCAUAUGCCUUUAAUCCCAGCACUCAGGAGGCAGAGGUAGGCGGAUCUCUGUGAGUUUGAGGCCAGCCUGGUCUACAAAGUGAGUCCAGGACAGUCAAGACUACACAGAGAAACCCUGUCUUGAAAAACAAGACAAAACAAAUAAUGUCCUUCCUUCUAGCUAGUGUUCCCUUGAAGUUGGGUCAGUUGAUUUUUGUCUGCAUGGGCUUGUUUCAAUAGGCUAGUAACCCUCUUGGGUUUGAGGGAUGGCGGUGGGCUGCCUAGCUGAAGGGGACUGUAGCUAAAACAACGUACUUGAACUUUGACAUCUUACAGAUUCAGGUUCAAGUCUUGCCUGUGCUAGAUGCUGCCCAGGACGUAGAAAUUUAAUAGUCUACCUCUUAGUGUCCUUAGCUGGGUGGCACAACCUACCUCACAGGGCUGUUAGGAGCCGUGCAUGCUCACCUGAGUCUUGUUUACUCAUCCCUGAGCCUCCCUUUCCUGAGAAUUUGGUGCCCUUGAUCCCGAAGGGGUAAGAGUUGGGCUGCUGUCCGGGGCUUUGCAGGCCACUCACUGAAGUCAUUUAAGCUCUGGAGCUGUGACCGUGUCUGUAUGUAAAGUGGGUUGGAUGGCCACCGAGAUGACUGGCAGACAAAAGACUUUCAAAGGAAAAGCAGAGGACAAGGAGAAACCGGAACUUGGAGAAAAGAUGCGCUCCCGGGGGUCAGAGGGCACCCCUGCGUGCUUUCUCUUGAGCCCUGGGAGGUUCUCUCUUAGGCUCAUUCAAAUGGGUGUCUAGUACUUUCAAUCAAAUGCUAAUACAGUAUAUUCUACAUCUCGUUCAUGUUUGCAUAUCUCCCGUGUCACUGCAAUACCCAUGU
Molecule: messenger RNA, 3790 nt
Organism: Psammomys obesus (fat sand rat)
Lineage: Eukaryota; Metazoa; Chordata; Mammalia; Rodentia; Muridae
Gene: Ptafr
Product: platelet activating factor receptor
Exons: 2
Coding region: 133-1155 (340 amino acids)
Biological process (GO): chemotaxis; G protein-coupled receptor signaling pathway
Cellular component (GO): membrane
Molecular function (GO): platelet activating factor receptor activity; G protein-coupled purinergic nucleotide receptor activity
Source: RefSeq, a predicted model, not a curated record